Molecule: messenger RNA, 2392 nt
Organism: Cadophora gregata
Lineage: Eukaryota; Fungi; Ascomycota; Leotiomycetes; Helotiales; Ploettnerulaceae
Exons: 3
Coding region: 50-1621 (523 amino acids)
Biological process (GO): maturation of LSU-rRNA from tricistronic rRNA transcript (SSU-rRNA, 5.8S rRNA, LSU-rRNA)
Cellular component (GO): nucleolus
Molecular function (GO): RNA binding
Source: RefSeq, a predicted model, not a curated record
CCUUGACCACUUCAACAUAACCAUUUGCACCAUUGAACGACCCCGCACAAUGGCAAAGGAUAUGCAAUCAAAGAAGCGCAAGGCUUCAGUUCCUGAGGUCGAGGCUGAGAAAGUGAAGAAGGUUAAGAAUGCAGUCGCAACUCCCAGUGAGGCGCCAGCGAAGAAGCGCAAAGCCACCGAGGAUGCUGCGCCUGAAAAAGUGAAGAAGACCAAGACCCCUAAAGACAACUCCGAGGUUAAAGCUCCAACUACCACCACGGUCGCAAAGAAGGCCGUUACUGCUAAGUCUACAAAAGCCACGGCAGUGUCCUCGAAGAAGACUGCAAGCAAAGUGAAGGUCGACAAGCCUGUGGAGCCUGAGAUCGUCGCUGAUGAGGAGUUGGACUCUGGUCUUGAGGAUGAGGACAAAGAUAUGGAUGGAGACUCGGACUCGGAGCCCGAUGAUCAGACCAAGGCCAUGCUCAAAGGUUUCGAGAGCGAUGGAGAUGACGAGGAGGUCAACGACGGACUCCCCGAGGGCACAGAAGUUCCCAUUCGCAAGCAGCUCAGCAAGAAAGAGGAGAAGAGGUUAGCGAAGAUUAGAGAGUCCGAUGCAUCCGACAAGCCUGGCGUGAUCUACCUUGGUCGCAUUCCCCAUGGAUUCUACGAGAACGAAAUGAGAGCAUAUUUUGGUCAAUUUGGCAAGAUUCUUCAGCUCCGUAUGUCCCGCAACAAGAAGACCGGUGCUGGAAAGCACUACGGCUGGAUCAAGUUCGAGUCUGCUGUUGUCGCAGAUAUCGUAGCUCGUACUAUGGACAAUUACUUGAUGUUUGGUCACAUUCUCAAGGUCAAGCUCAUCCCAGAUGAGCAAGUCAAUGAAGAUUGGUUCAAGGGAGCCAAUAAGCGAUUCAAGAAGGUUCCAUGGAACAAGAUGCAAGGCCGAAACCUUGAGCAGGGAAAGUCGGAGGAGACCUGGAACUUGAAAGUUGAGAAGGAGACGGAGAAGCGGGAAAAGAGAUCUCAGAAGCUGAAGGAGAUCGGUUACGAGUUCCAGGCCCCAACGCUUAAAACUGCUACUGGUGUCGCAAAGCCCAAGGCACCUGAAGAUCUGACGAACGGAGAGAGCGAGACUAAGGCCAUUGAGGCUGCACCUGUUAUUGAAGAGACGACCAAGUCAUCAAAGAAGGGCAAGAAGGCUAAGGCGAUCCAAGCUGGCAAUGCUGCACCCAUCCCCUCAACCACCAGUAAAGAAGAGAGUCGAGCAGUUACCGUCCCACCAAAGAAGGAAGACGUUGCCGAGUCAAUCGAUGCCUUAAUUUCUGAGGCAACUGAGAAGCCCAAGAAAGGAAAGAAGGUCAAGGUGGUCAAGGCCACUGAGGCUGUUGUUGAGGAGCCUGCCGUUCUCGCCGUCGAAGAGCCCACGGAGCCCAAAUCCAAAAAGGUCAAGAAGACAAAGACAAUUGAGACUGCUGAGAUCACCGAAGUAUCUGUCCCUGAGUCUGUUGCCAACAUUCCCGAGAAGAAGCUCAAGACCAAGAAGUCAAAGACUUCUCUGGUUGAGACAACUGUCACUCCGGUCGCCGCCCCAGAAGAGACCGCCAAGAAGACGAAGAAGGCCAAGAAGGCGAAAGCGUCUGCUUGAUUGUGCUUCUUUUGUCACCUCUACAAUUGCGUAUUGCAGCGUAGACUUUGCUUUCGAGUUUCGGGUGGCGUAACAGGAGUAUCUUGCUGUUAACAACUCGGUGGAACUAUCAUGAAUGGUAUGUGCACAAGAAUCACACUGUCUAAAUAUAAACAGAACCCUAGAAACCCCAUGAAAGUGAAAUAUGACACUUCAGUAGUGAAUCUUGAGUGAGACAGAAGAAAGUUGUGAUGAGCCACGAGCAUUUCUGUUGGACACUUUCUCCGAGUAUUUACUUUCCACCAUUGGUCUAGACUAGAAGACGGUCACAGAAAAAGAUCCAUAUUCUACGUGUGUAUGUAGAGUUAGGAUUAUGAUUCGACGGUGAGAUUUUACAGCAGCCUCAGCCGCCUAACUAUUGGGUCUUAAACAUUUUGUGGCAUUUUCAUCCUCAUCCUCAUCGAUGGGGUAUUUCACAUCACGCAUCUGAGGAUCCUCCGAAUGUUGCCCCUUUGAUAUUCUUGCCCACAAUCAAUCAUAUAUAUACUGCAUGUAAUCAGGGCAAAUACUUACUUAGCCGACCAACGUACCUCCUACCAACAUGAAAGUACUGCCGCUAUCCACAAAACCAGAUAUUGAAUUCUUACUACCUAUCAUGUGGGCAGACAUGUUUUCACAAUCGCGGACCUGAAAGAAGCUGGCUUUAAAAAGCUGUUAAAGACAUACAGCGGCAAGCGACCAAAGCUCUCCCCACCUUGAUUGUCAAACAAGAGACUGAAUACUCCUCCAGAA